CUUGAGUUAAGAUGUUUUGUGUGUGUGUGUCCGUCAAAAAUAACUAUUAGUUUAUUUAUUUAAGUAUUGUAAUAUUAAUUAAAUGGUUAUUUCCUGUAUGUAAGCCGUAUGUGGGGCAGAUAAACAGUCUAUUCACAGAUACUUGUCACUCUAAAUCUCCCUCAUUAGCUAGUUAACAUCAAAGAAAGUUUAGAGCAGUAGCUAAUGAAUGAUUGUGGGGAGGUUGUGAUGACUGGUGUGUUUUUAGAGGACUGGUAGCUCGCCAGGGGGAGGACCCAUGAAGCCUGCUGGCCAAAAAAAACAAAAAGAGAGAGGGAGAAAAAGUUGUGUCAAGUUUCGCGACUACGAGGUAGAAACUUGCGUUCAGAGCGACGGUUAGCAGCAGCAGCAGCAGGAGAAGCAGCAGCUCGGACGGGGGAAAGAUGGCGCGGCGCGGCGGCCGUGGUGUCGGUGCCACGUCUCGGUUUACUGGAGAAAUCCCGACACAUCUCCGAAAGAUAGCAACAGCAUCUGCAGUUUGGCUGUGUUUUUGUCUACUUUUCCCUCCCGCUGCGGAGGCCGGACUGUACACCGCCUCUGACCAGAUCCUCUUGUUAACUCCGGAAAAUGUUGAGUCGGUUUUGGUCAACUCCACAGCCGCUAUAGUUGUGGAGUUUUACGCCUCAUGGUGCGGACACUGCAUCGCCUUUUCACCGGUGUACAAAAGCCUGGCAAGAGACAUUAAAGAGUGGAAGCCAGCUGUGGACCUGGCAGCUAUAGACUGUGCUGCAGAGGCCAACAGGAAGGUUUGCGCUGGCUUUAGCAUCAGAGGGUAUCCGACUUUAAAGUUCUUCCACGCUUAUUCCAAGGCUGAAGCUACUGGAGAGGCUUUUAAAGAGUUUCCCCGUGAUGUUCGAGGUCUCCGACACAAGAUUAUAGAUAAACUGGCAACCCAUGAAGAGCCCUGGCCCCCUGCCUGCCCCCCACUGGAGCCCACCAGCCAAGCGGAGGUUGAUAGCUUCUUUGAGACCAACAACGUUCAACACUUGGCCCUGAUCUUUGAGGAAACUAAAUCCUACAUCGGCCAAGAGGUAACCCUAGACCUGUUACAGUUUGAGAACAUUGCAGUGCGGAGGGUCCUGAGCACUGAAGAAGGCCUGGUGACCAAACUGGGAGUAACUGAGUUCCCAUCCUGCUACCUUUAUUAUCCUGGAGGCAACUUCACCAGACUCAGAGUCACCAUCGAGGCUCGUACUUUCUACUCUUUCGCCCUCCAGAGGCUGCCGGGGGUGAUGCGGUCAGGAAAGCCUCCACCAGACAUCACACACCUCGCCACCACCAACAAAGAGGAACCCUGGAGAUCCUUCAACAAGUCCAGCGUGUAUAUGGCAGACCUGGAGUCAGCGCUGCACUACUCCCUGCGUGUGGAGCUGGCUGCUCAGACUGUCAUCAGAGGAGAGGCCCUGAUUUCCCUGAAAAAGUACAUCUCCGUCCUCGCAAAGUAUUUUCCAGGCCGUCCUGUGGUGAUAAACCUGUUGCAGUCUUUAAACUCUUGGCUACAGAACCAGACUGGCAAUGAGGUUUUCUAUCAAGCUUUUGAAGAGAUACUGGAUAACUCAGCACAGGCUCCAGACACUGCUUUGCCUGAAGGAGUGAGGUGGGUGGGCUGUCAGGGAUCACAACCCCACUUCAGACGUUACCCUUGUGGGAUGUGGACUCUCUUUCACGUUCUUACUGUCCAAGCCAAGAACUCUGGGGGCUCAGAUUCCCAGGAGGUGCUAAGUGCAAUGAGGAGCUACAUCCACAACUUCUUUGGCUGCAGGCCGUGUGCCGAGCACUUUGAGAACAUGGCAGCAGAGAGCCUGGUGGAGGUGAACACGAUGUCUUCAGCGGUCCUGUGGCUGUGGUCAAGACACAAUCGCGUUAACAACAGACUAGCAGGUGCUUUGAGUGAAGACCCACUCUUCCCAAAGGUCCAGUGGCCGUCACCAGAAAUGUGUUCUGCGUGUCAUUCAGUGAAGGAAAAUGGGGAGCACAGGUGGAACCAUAAGCAGGUCCUCUACUUCCUCCUAUCCUACUUCUCCUCCAACAGCAUCUGCACAGACUACCUUGAGGAUGAAAACCAGAUCCUGGCAAACCAGCGGGAAAAACAUGCCAGUCGGCAGCUAGCUUUAGAAGCUCGGCAACGGGCUGAAAGGAAAGCCAGAGAGGCCUUGGACUCUAUGACUCCUCCUCCACCAUCAAAACCCACUGUGCCAGAAGAGGAGGAAGAGGAAGAGGAAGAAGAAGAGGGGCCGCAGGAUGAAACGGUAACAGAUGAAGAGGAGGAAGGUGCGGAGGGAGUAGCAGCAGCAGAUGAGAUGGAAGGUAAGACAUCUGAGCCGACUCCCUGGGCCAAACCUGAAAUGGAGGUGGGUCGCGGCCGUCGGCAGGCCAACAGGAAGCCGAGCAUCGUGGGGAUGAAGAUGCGAGACUUGCAGGAGGACAUCGUUGAUCUUGACUCAUUUGUAAACCAGCACUACAAGGCCAAAGCGCUGCGGUUGGCUGCCUCCAGCCGGGUCAAACAACGCACCCUGCAGAGGAAGGAGGAGCAAGAGCCCGGGCCCUUGUUUGGGCUUGGCAUGGAGCUGGACGCAGGGCUUGGGAUGGUGGGCCUGCAGCCUAUGGAGCCAGACUUUGAGCCGGACGUAGGGCAACAGAGGAAGCGGCUGCAAAAGCGAGAACUGACAGGCCAGUACUUUGGUGAGGAGGCCAAGCUUAGUCACAGAGGACGCUGGAUGUCUUUGCUGAGCAUUGGAUUCUCUAAAGUGGACAUCAGCCUGUGCGUCAUUCUUUAUGUCCUGUCCUCCAUGUGUCUUCUGGCCAUGUACCUUUUCUUUAAAAACCGCCUCAGGCUACGGCGGGCUAAAGUGGCCCUGCCCUGAACCAAAGUGUGUCCAAAUUUGACCCGAGUCACAGCAAUGAUUAACAUUCAUUAGCUUCAUGUGGGCUAAGGUUGGGUUUAGUGUAAGGAGAUGUGUCAAGAUUAGUGCUGUCUUAGGUGGUCCACUUAACUGUUACCUACAGUCAAUAGUAGGCUGUUUUUUACUGUGUGGUCACCUAAUGUUUGGUCAUGUCUGGAGAGGAAGAGAAGGGAAAAUUAGCUAAUUACCUUUUAAAAUCAGGGCAGUUAUGCAACCUAACACUCCAGAGCUUUUCAGGCAGCAACUCAACUGUGGAAAUUCUGUGCGUAUAUUUCCAUAAGUGGCUUUCUGUUCAGAGUUUGUGCUCCCUGUUAGAGAGAUCAAUCACGCUUUUGAUUCUGUUUGACCACUUACUGUAUGAAGGAUGAAAUUAAACCCAAUAUUAAAUUUAUAUAAAAAUUGAUUUUUUAAAAAUUUGUAUGAAGUGAAUGGAACUAAUGUUUUGGGUUAUUUUGUACUAAGUGAUUUAUUUUUGUCGCUUUACUGAAAUAGAGUUUUAUGUGAUUCCUUUUUUUUUGUUUGUUUGUUUCACAGUAGGCUAAAGACCUUCUACACUACUUUCCUUAGUACUAUGACCAAAAAAUGAGUUCCAGUAGAAAUUUUCUAUAUAUUUACACAUGAAAAUCUUUAAAUCAUCUGAACUGAAUACUCAAAUAAGUGAUUCUUGACUGUUUCUCCCUUCAAUCAAUCACUUGUGGAUUUUUGUUUUUAUUAAGUUUCACAUUUAUGAGUUUCAUUUAAUAAUCAGAUAACAAAAAAAAAGCCUUGUCCCUAAAUUCUUUGUGGGUUUUUUUUACAAUCUGUUGUUGGGCUGACAUCAGCACAUUGAUUACUGUAACUGGAACCAGCAGGUCCACAGUAACUUUCACCAGAGAAGAGCAGAUCAGCCAUUUGUCUUACAGCUCCUUGGAGGCAGUUUGCAUUACACUGAGCGUUACAUCACAUCUUUGAAUAUUACAUCACACUGCUGAGUCUACAUAACAGCUGCUCAUUACAACUGCGGUUGUUUGUGAAGUGUUGUGGAACGACGCAUAUGUUUACACUGGACAAGGUUUUAGAAUAAGCAGGAUUUGUUUUUGGCCGGUGUCCAUGAUGUAAAGCUUCUGCUGGUCAUCUCAAAAACACUGUGUUUUUCUGUUUUGCUUCUUUGCUUUCGUCUGAAUCAAUAAAAUUAUUUUUGAUAAGGA
Molecule: messenger RNA, 4129 nt
Organism: Thunnus maccoyii (southern bluefin tuna)
Lineage: Eukaryota; Metazoa; Chordata; Actinopteri; Scombriformes; Scombridae
Gene: qsox1
Product: quiescin Q6 sulfhydryl oxidase 1
Exons: 13
Coding region: 423-2903 (826 amino acids)
Biological process (GO): protein folding
Cellular component (GO): Golgi membrane
Molecular function (GO): protein disulfide isomerase activity; flavin-dependent sulfhydryl oxidase activity
Source: RefSeq, a predicted model, not a curated record